Beta vulgaris subsp. vulgaris (sugar beet) is the source of this 1385-nucleotide messenger RNA. RefSeq lists its product as uncharacterized. The record is from RefSeq and is a predicted model, not a curated record. NCBI's taxonomy places the organism in Eukaryota, Viridiplantae, Streptophyta, Magnoliopsida, Caryophyllales, Amaranthaceae. The transcript has 5 exons. The coding region runs from base 254 to 1198 and encodes 314 amino acids. Gene Ontology annotation, molecular function: hydrolase activity.
AAAAAGAUGUACCAAAUUUCAAGGAUAACUUUGUUUUUGAGCCAGAUACAUUUGACAACUACCACAAGAAAGCAAAAUAAUACCGACUAGCAAUAGUCUUCACAGCCACCUCUCUCGAAUAUAAUCAGAGUAGGAAAGAUCAACAGGAAGUGUGGUUCAGUAGCUCAAUAGUCCUAUUCUACUAGCUACUUGGCUUAUCAUCUAAAUUUGAACAAUCAAAAAUAAAAAUCUGUGACUAUUGUGGCUGGAAUCAAUGGAGCAGAUACAGCACAAACAUGUACAAGUUGGAAAUCUAAAGCUUCACGUAGCCGAGAUCGGAACAGGUGAGAAAGUAGUGCUAUUCCUGCAUGGUUUUCCAGAAAUCUGGUACUCAUGGAGGCACCAAAUGGUGGCUGUUGCGAAAGCCGGAUAUACUGCUAUUGCUAUCGAUUAUAGGGGUUACGGUCUCUCUGAUCAGCCACCUGAGCCUGAGAAGACAACACUGACCGACUUUGCUGAGGAUGUAAUUGGCUUACUUAAUUGCUUGGAUAUUGACAAGGUUUUCCUAGUGGGGAAGGACUUUGGAUCUUUCAUAGUGAGUUUAGUAGCAGUACUCCAUCCUGAACGAGUAUCUGGUUUCAUAACCUUAGGAGUUCCUUUCAUACUACCUGGUCCUGAUACUACCAAACCAUAUGAAGUUUUCCAAGGAUUCUACAUAGUACGUUGGAAGGAGCCAGGCAGAGCAGAGGCAGAUUUUGGUCGGUUUGAUGUUAGGACUGUGAUAAAAAAUGUGUACAUACUAUUUUCAGGAAGCGAGCUUCCAAUAGCCAGCGAUGAUCAGGAAAUAAUGGAUCUAGUUGCUCCAAACACUCCGAUACCCCCGUGGCUGUCUGAACAAGACCUCUCCACCUAUGCAAGUUUGUAUGAGAAAUCUGGAUUUCGUACAGCACUGCAAGUUCCAUACAGGAGCAUGAAUCAAACUAUUGAUGUUCAAGAUCCACUAGUUGAAGCUCCAGCAUUGUUUAUUAUGGGUGAAAAGGAUUAUGUUAUAAAAUUUCCAGGCAUGGAAGAAACGAUAAGGAGUGGAGCAAUCAAGAAAAUGGUGCCUAACCUGGAGACUGUCUUCAUGCCUGAAGGAAACCAUUUCGUUCAAGAACAGUUGCCCGAGGAGGUUAAUCAACUCAUCAUAUCCUUCCUCAACAAGCACACUGUUCAGUAGAAUAUCAUGAUGCUGUGCUAAGUAACAGAUACAAUGAUUCUUCUUUUCAUAACAAUCAUGUUGAGUUAAAGUAGUUAGUUACCUUGAAGGACUUGAUCAGAUGACAAGGCUUCAGUUAAGUUGUGUGAUCUGAUCUGUGAAAGCUUCUUUGGAAAUAAAGGCUUAUAUACUAUGUUUUAAACUUAUA